AUGGAGGGCCACGAUCAGCCACCAGAUGGUGCGCUACCCUUCUCCGACGUCACAGGUCUGCUGGCAGCCGCUGCAGGCGCAGAGAAGCAACAAGCACUCGUAGCCCGCAUCUACGUUCCUCCUUCAGUCGACCCUGCCACAUCAUCUUCGGUCGAUCAGUUUGCGCAACUCACCAGCCUGGCGAAGCAAUUGCAAGAGUAUGUACGGGAACGCUCGAUGCUUGGAGAUGAACUCGACAGUCAAAACUACAUUUGGCAUCGAGAGCCGCCUUCCAUCUCGGUUGCAUCUCCGCCUUCAUCGAGGCUCGCAUCCUCGUCCAAGCUGGCCUCUCAACUACCGUCUCACAUCCUCUUUCACCUACGCACAGGAGGAGAAUGUAUCGAGGACGAAUGGCUCGCGACUCAUGUCCUGGUGGGGGCGUCUGCAAAGCACCAGUUAUGCAUCAGCAUCGAAGACGAGGACGGCCAAUUUCUGCUCAUCGAAGCGGCAGAAUACCUUCCAGAAUGGGUAACUCCCGAAGCGGUCACAAAUCGUGUCUGGAUCUUUGACGGGCAUCUCCAUCUCAUUCCGCCGCAUCACAAAUCUAGUAAUGACGGCGCGCUGGCUGCAUCGCGAGCGGUCGAGCUCGUCACCGACGAGUCCAUCGUCACCCGUACAUCCGACGACAUCGAGGCAGCAGCCUUCGCAAGAGCCUACGAGUUCCCCUCUGCGGCGACAUCACAUCAUCAUCGAACACUUGCAUAUUUGCCGCGUCGCAUAGCGAGAUUGCUGGCAGCUGAGCCGCAGCUCAUAGCCAACUGCGUCUCGUCCAUUCAGUCGCGCGACAUCGUCAGCUCUCGCUCUGGGUCGAGACUCGUCCACUUUCCACCUCCACAAGCACCGCAAGCUGCGACCGCUUCGACAACGCCCAACGCUCCGACGAACGAAAGCGACAGCGACAUUGUGCUCACAUCAGUUCGAAUGACCCGCCAUCUUUACGCACAGCUGCUCUACGAUCGCUUCUUCCCGCCGCGUCAGCUCGGGCCGCGCUGGCAGGCUGCAGUGGAAAAGUAUCGCUUGCGAUUACACGGUCACCAGUCGGAGGCAGCUUCGCAAUCAAAGGUCGAGGACGAGGAAGAGGUGCAAGCGGAAAUGCAACAAGGGAGGUGGCACGAUCUGGGCGCCAAAAUCUGGAGCGGCAUGGAGAUGGCUUACACCGAAUCGUUGGCUCGGAGAACGAGGACUCGGUCACGGCCUUUGGCACCGUCUGACGCCGGGAUCACCGCACCGGAGCGGCAAAGGCUCAUCAGCUCCCUCAGCAAGCUCGGCUACUUCCAAGGCGAGAUGGAAGGCAGUGCAACGUGGAAGACGCUGGAAGCGGAGGCCGUCGCACAAUACCUGAAGGGCUCAUCGACAUCCGUCAACGGCGAAGCAACAACAGACGAGAUUCUCGUUUGCGACACAGUCGACCACAUACUGCAGCAGCCCUCGUCGACCUCUGCCUCCACAAUCCUUUCCCCAGACGCCUCACCACCAACCCUCGCCGCGGCCGAAGACUCCGAUUCAUGGCUCAACCUCACACCCAACGACAUCGACUCGAUCCUUCAAACCAAAACCUCCUCCUCCACCCAAGAGGGCGCCAUCUCUGAGCAGGACACCUUCGCCCGUCUUUGCACAUUCAACAGCAAGAUGGAGUCCUUUGUCAAGACGCGUUCGGAUGCCCGGGGUGCGCUAUUCGAAGACGAGGUGGACGAGGAAGACAUGGCUGUGGACGACGACGAUCUUCUGUUCGAGGAUCUGGAUGAGGACGAGGCGGAGGAGCGUGUUCGGCGCGAGGUGGAGGAGCGGAUGUGGGUGGAUGGCGAGGGCGAGAAGAGGAGGUUGGUGGAGCGGUUGAUACCGAAGAUGUCGGAGGACGAGUGGACGCGCCGUCCCAACCCUACUGAGACAAAAGCUGGCAACGAGGCGAAAGAGGACUUUGUCUCCUCCAUCGACAACAUCUCCCCUAACCGCCCUGCCGGCGCUGCUGCAGGCUCGGACGUGAAAGACGUCGCCCAACGCGAUAACAACCUCUCUGCAGCGCACGCCGAGCUCCGCCGCCGUCUCGCAUCGCAGUACAUGCGCGACACCUCGACCCUCCUCUCCUCACAGGGGCACGAGGUGUUCGACGGCGCCUCGGACUCCGACUCCUCCGAGCUGGAACAAGAAACCUCGCCCGAAGUGCGACGUCAGCGUGCGGAGGAGUACGAUCUCGAGCCCGACGUUCCAGCAGACGAUGUCGAGGGGUGGGAAGACGUUAAGAUGGAUGAGCAGACCGAGCUGGACAACCUGUUGGACUUCGCGCGGGUCAGUCUGGGUUUGACCAAGGAGCAGUACGAGAGGAUAUUGGAGCAGCGGCGCGAGAAAGGUCAGUUCGUGCCAAUUGCCAAAGCGAAGGGUCCAGCCGCAUCUUCGAAGUCCGCUCCUAAGGGCAAGGAGACGGAACCGCCGAAGCUGGACACAUUCGAAAGCGUCAUGUCGGCGAUGGAGGAGCAGCUGCACACGCUGCAAUCCUCCGCCCCACCGCCUUCCACCUCCACGGCGUCCGCUUCCGCCCCCUCACCCGAUCCAAAGCCGCCGACGCUGGCGGAGAAAGAGGACGAAGAACUGCUCGCACACCUCCUUCGCUACGGCUCCGACCUGCCCUCGUCCCUGCUGCGUCAGCUGGGCGACUCCGGCAAAUCGGAGCAGAUGGAGGCCUUCCUGCGGUCCUUUCAGGCGCAAUCGGGUACCAGCGGGCCCGGGCCGGUGGACGUGCUCAUGCGUCGUUUUGGGUUGGGUGGUUUGCCUGCUGAUCAGGAUACCUCGCAGUAA
Kalmanozyma brasiliensis GHG001 is the source of this 2832-nucleotide messenger RNA. Its product is annotated as SGT1. Bases 1 to 2832 code for a protein of 943 amino acids. The transcript has a single exon. NCBI's taxonomy places the organism in Eukaryota, Fungi, Basidiomycota, Ustilaginomycetes, Ustilaginales. Gene Ontology annotation, cellular component: nucleus. The record is from RefSeq and is a predicted model, not a curated record.